Neogale vison (American mink) is the source of this 2422-nucleotide messenger RNA. RefSeq names its product MAPK associated protein 1 (gene MAPKAP1). The record is from RefSeq and is a predicted model, not a curated record. The coding region runs from base 463 to 2031 and encodes 522 amino acids. The transcript is spliced from 14 exons. Gene Ontology annotation, biological process: TORC2 signaling. Gene Ontology annotation, molecular function: phosphatidylinositol-4,5-bisphosphate binding. NCBI's taxonomy places the organism in Eukaryota, Metazoa, Chordata, Mammalia, Carnivora, Mustelidae. Gene Ontology annotation, cellular component: TORC2 complex; cytoplasm; plasma membrane.
CGUGGCGCGGCUCAGGGUAACAGGGCUGCCGCUUGGCCGGCCGGCGGCGGCGAGCAGUGAGGGCAUGAGGGCGAGCCGGGAAAGAGGCAGUUGAGCCGGCGGGGAGGAGCGCCAGUUCCCGAGGAUUCCCAGAGUGCGGAGCUCGGGUCAGGGGCCGGGAGACGCGGGGAAGCCGGGCCCUUCCCUCAGGAGCGUGUCCCGGAGCCGACCCGGCCCGUAGUGUGGCAGCAGCUUCAGAAAAGGUGUUAGCAUCCUGUUUCUACAGACGAGGAAACUAGAACGCAGAGAAGUUAAAGAAGUUCCCUGAGUGUAUGCAGCGGUUGGAGCUGUGUGUUCGUGGACAGAGAGGCCCUGUACUGUACCAGGCUCCCUUUAGCUGGAUCUUGGCAGAUGGGAGGUGAGCACGUGAAACAAUAUGAAGAGGAGAAAAUAGCCUUUUAAGGAAAUUGGCCCACAGAAAGGAUGGCCUUCUUGGACAAUCCAACUAUCAUUCUAGCUCAUAUUCGACAGUCACAUGUGACCAGUGAUGACACGGGAAUGUGUGAGAUGGUUCUCAUUGAUCAUGAUGUUGACCUAGAGAAGAUUCAUCCUCCUUCAAUGCCUGGAGACAGUGGGUCAGAAAUUCAGGGAAGCAAUGGUGAGACUCAGGGCUAUGUAUAUGCCCAGUCAGUCGAUAUUACCUCAAGUUGGGACUUUGGUAUUAGAAGACGCUCAAAUACAGCUCAAAGAUUAGAACGACUCCGAAAAGAGAGACAAAACCAGAUCAAAUGCAAAAAUAUUCAGUGGAAAGAAAGAAAUUCUAAGCAAUCAGCCCAGGAGUUAAAGUCACUGUUUGAAAAAAAGUCCCUCAAAGAGAAACCUCCAAGUUCUGGAAAGCAGUCAAUAUUAUCUGUGCGGCUAGAGCAGUGCCCUCUGCAGCUGAAUAACCCAUUUAACGAGUAUUCCAAAUUUGAUGGCAAGGGUCAUGUAGGCACAACAGCAACCAAGAAGAUCGACGUCUACCUCCCCCUGCACUCGAGCCAGGAUAGACUGCUGCCAAUGACCGUGGUGACAAUGGCCAGCGCCAGGGUGCAGGACCUGAUUGGGCUCAUCUGCUGGCAGUACACAAGUGAAGGACGGGAGCCGAAGCUCAAUGACAACGUCAGUGCCUACUGCCUGCAUAUUGCUGAGGAUGACGGGGAAGUUGACACAGACUUCCCCCCACUGGACUCCAACGAGCCCAUUCAUAAGUUCGGCUUCAGUACCUUGGCCCUGGUUGAAAAGUAUUCAUCUCCUGGUCUGACAUCCAAAGAGUCACUCUUUGUUCGAAUAAAUGCUGCUCAUGGAUUCUCCCUUAUUCAGGUGGACAACACAAAGGUCACCAUGAAAGAAAUCUUGCUUAAGGCAGUGAAGCGAAGAAAAGGAUCCCAGAAAAUUUCAGGCCCUCAGUACCGCCUGGAGAAGCAGAGCGAGCCCAAUGUCGCCGUGGACCUGGAGAGCACUUUGGAGAGCCAGAGCGCAUGGGAGUUCUGCUUGGUCCGAGAGAACAGUUCAAGGGCAGACGGAGUUUUUGAGGAAGAUUCACAAAUUGACAUAGCUACAGUACAGGAUAUGCUUAGCAGCCACCAUUACAAGUCGUUCAAAGUCAGCAUGAUCCACAGACUACGAUUCACAACCGAUGUCCAGUUAGGUAUCUCUGGAGACAAAGUAGAGAUAGACCCUGUUACGAAUCAGAAAGCCAGCACUAAGUUUUGGAUUAAGCAGAAACCCAUCUCAAUCGAUUCUGACCUGCUCUGUGCCUGUGACCUUGCUGAAGAAAAAAGCCCCAGUCAUGCAAUAUUUAAAGUCACGUAUCUAAGCAAUCAUGACUAUAAACACCUCUACUUUGAAUCUGACGCUGCUACUGUCAACGAAAUCGUGCUCAAGGUUAACUACAUCCUGGAAUCACGAGCAAGCACUGCCCGGGCUGACUAUUUUGCUCAAAAACAAAGAAAACUGAACAGACGUACAAGCUUCAGCUUCCAGAAGGAGAAGAAAUCAGGGCAGCAGUGACACUGGCCUCCAGCCCCAAUCUGUCACCGUAGCUCAGAGCCUGCCUGCCAGGGCCAGGUGGCCCUAGAGCCCACCCUGUGUCCUGCAGUCCUCGGGGGCAGGCCAGUCCCUGGCUCACAGGCACAAGGCCAGGGGGCUCUUGGGGAAUGGAGCUGGGGACAUCCCCACAGGACUGAAGCCUGAGUGGCAGUGGCUUUGAUGAGCCGUGCCGGGGGCCCGACGACACAGACGGCACCGCAGCCAUCCUCACUGCCCGACGGCCCUGCCUGAGGAUGUACAUAGCCAUGCCCAGACAUUUCCUUGCAACUUGAUCAAAUUUCUUAAAACAACCGAAGAACAAAAUUGUACAUUUCUUUUUUUUUUUCCUUUUAAUAAACAGGUGUACUCUUUA